CCGCCCUCCCGGGCCCCGCCCCUCGCGGCGGCGACCGUUGGCGCUUUCGGCCCGGCGCCCGAGCGGGAGCGAGCGGCGCGGCCCGGGCCUUGUUUCAAGAGGAACUGUGGUAGCCUCGAGCACCCCUGAAGCAUGGAUCCCCUGGCUUAGCGACAUGCUGUCUAUCUUGGGAGCGCCUCAGGAUGUACAGGGCUGGCGAGCCAGGGAGGUGCGUGCGGAGUGUGGAAGUCGCCCGCGGCAGAGCUGGCUACGGGUUUACCCUCUCUGGACAGGCACCUUGCGUGCUCAGCUGCGUCAUGAGGGGCAGCCCCGCUGACUUCGUUGGCCUCCGAGCCGGAGACCAGAUAUUUGCUGUCAAUGAGAUCAACGUGAGAAAAGCCUCUCAUGAGGACGUGGUGAAGUUGAUCGGGAAGUGCUCUGGUGUCCUGCGCAUGGUGGUUGGAGAGGGUGUCGGCCACCUGGAGUCCUGCUCCAGUGAUGAGGAAGGUGGACUUUAUGAGGGAAAAGGCUGGCUAAAGCCCAAACUCGACUCGAAGGCAUUGGGUAUAAACAGGGCAGAGAGAGUCGUGGAGGAAAUGCAGUCGGGUGGGAUUCUCAAUAUGAUUUUUGAAAACCCAGGUCUUUGUGUGAGUGGUUCAGAGCCCUUAAAGCUGAAGCAGAGAUCCCUGUCGGAGUCUGCUGCCCCACGAUUUGACCUGGGCCUGGAGGGGCUGAGUGCGCCACAUCCUGGAGUGCUUUCCAAGGAGGAAGUGUCAAAGGUCAUCAACGAGGAUUCAGUUUUCAGCGUGGGGCUAGAGAGUCACGAUGACUUUGGACUGGAUGCGAGUAUUCUGAACGUUGCCAUGGUGGUGGGCUACCUGGGCUCCAUCGAGCUCCCUUCCACGAGCUCCAACCUGGAGUGCGACAGCUUGCAGGCCAUCCGCGGCUGCAUGCGGCGCCUGCGGGCAGAACAGAAGAUCCACUCGCUGGUGACAAUGAAGAUCAUGCAUGACUGUGUGCAGCUGUGCGCGGACAAGGCUGGUGUGGUGGCCGAGUACCCGGCUGAGAAGCUGGCGUUCAGUGCUGUGUGCCCAGACGACAGGCGGUUCUUUGGGCUGGUGACCAUGCAGACCAGUGAUGAUGGGAGCCUGGUGCAGGAGGAGGAGGGCACCCUGCGCACGUCCUGCCACGUGUUCAUGGUGGACCCAGACUUGUUUCAUCACAAGAUCCACCAAGGCAUCGCGCGGCGUUUUGGGUUUGCCUGCACAGCCGACCCUGACACCAGCGGCUGUUUGGAGUUCCCAGCAUCCUCACUUCCUGUGCUUCAGUUCAUCUCUGUCCUGUACCGAGACAUGGGUGAGCUGAUCGAGGGUGUGCGGGCCCGCGCUUUCCUGGACGGGGAUGCCGAUGCCCACCAGAAUAAUAGCACCAGCAGCAACAGUGACAGCGGCAUUGGGAAUUUCAACCAGGAAGAGAAGAGUAACCGGGUGCUGGUGGUUGACUUGGGUGCCAGCUCCAGCAGGCAUGGCCUGGGUAGCGGCCCUGGGUGGGAGGGUGUGGGCGGGAGGGGCUCCCAGCCCUGGGGUGUGCCCUGGAAUGGGGCCUUCUGUCGGGACCCUGAGGCAGUCUCCCCACUUGAGGCUGGCUCCCAGAUGGACAGGUUCUUGGACUUAAACAAGCAUCUAGGCCCACCCUCUCACAUGGAGGUGCCCCCGGCCUCCUUGCGGAGUUCCGUCCCUCCUUCCAAAAGGGGUGCUGUGGGUGCUGGCUGUGGUCUGAGCCAGCGGUGGCUCCCGGUCCACGUGCUCCAGGAGUGGCAGUGUGGGCAUGCCAGCGACCAGGAAUCGUACACGGAUUCCACCGACGGCUGGUCCAGCGUCAACUGCGGCACGCUGCCCCCUCCCAUGAGCAAGAUCCCCGCAGACCGCUACCGGGUAGAAGGCAGCUUCACGCAGGCCCCAUUGAGCUCCCAGAAGAGGGACUGGGCCAGGAAAGCUUUUGGGAUGCAAAACAUUUUUGGGCCCCAUCGAAAUGUUAGAAAGAGCAAAGACGACAAGAAGGGCUCCAAGUUCGGACGAGGAGCUGGGUUUGCCCAGACUUCUCAACGCGCCUCAUCACGGAGGUCAUUCGGAAGAUCCAAGAGGGUCAGCAUCACGCGUUCCCUCGAUGACCUAGAGUCUGCAACUGUGUCUGAUGGUGAGUUGACGGGCGCCGACCUGAAGGACUGUGUCAGCAACAACAGCCUCAGCAGCAAUGCCAGUCUCCCCAGUGUGCAGAGCUGCCGGCGCCUGCGGGAGAGGAGGGUCGCCAGCUGGGCCGUGUCAUUUGAGCGUCUGCUGCAGGACCCCGUCGGUGUUCGCUACUUCUCCGAUUUCCUAAGGAAGGAAUUCAGCGAAGAAAACAUUUUGUUCUGGCAGGCCUGUGAAUACUUCAAUCAUGUUCCUGCACAUGACAAGAAAGAGCUUUCCCACAGGGCCCGGGAGAUUUUCAGUAAGUUCCUGUGCAGCAAAGCCACCACCCCCGUCAACAUCGACAGCCAGGCCCAGCUAGCUGACGACAUUCUCAACGCACCUCACCCAGACAUGUUCAAGGAGCAGCAGCUCCAGAUUUUCAACCUGAUGAAGUUUGAUAGCUACACUCGCUUUCUGAAAUCCCAGCUGUACCAAGAGUGCAUCCUGGCCGAGGUGGAAGGCCGUGUCCUCCCAGACUCACAGCAGGUCCCCAGCAGCCCCGCCUCCAAGCAUAGCAUCAGCUCUGACCACUCCAGCGUGUCUACGCCGAAAAAGUUAAGUGGAAAAUCAGAAUCGGGAAGACCCCUGAAUGAGGAUGUGGGGGACGAGGACAGUGAGAAGAAACGGAAAGGAGCCUUUUUCUCUUGGUCAAGGAACAGGAGCACUGGGCGGUCCCAGAAGAGGAAAGAGCAGGGGGACCAUGCCAAUGAUGCCCUUCAUGCCAACGGAGGCCUGUGCCGCCGCGAGUCCCAGGGCUCUGUGUCCUCGUCAGGGAGCCUGGACCUGCCGGAGACCAGCAGGACCUCUGCCCCCGAGAGAGACAAGGCUGCCAAGCACUGCCGUGUCCACCUCCCAGAUGGGACAUCCUGUGCCCUGGCCGUCAAGGCAGGCUUCUCCAUCAAAGAGGUCCUGGCCGGACUCUGUGAGCGACAUGGCAUCAACGGGGCUGCUGUGGACCUCUUCCUGGUGGGCGGGGACAAGCCGCUGGUGCUGCAUCAGGACAGCAGCAUCCUGGCCUCGAGGGACCUGCGCCUGGAGAAGCGCACUCUGUUUCGGCUGGAUCUCGUUCCAAUUAACCGGUCGGUGGGACUCAAGGCCAAGCCCACCAAGCCCGUCACGGAAGUGUUGCGGCCAGUGGUGGCCAAGUACGGCCUGGACCUCGGCAGCCUGCUGGUGAGGCUGAGUGGAGAGAAGGAGCCCCUGGACCUUGGUGCCCCAAUAUCAAGUCUGGAUGGACAGAGAGUUGUCCUGGAGGAAAAGGACCCUUUGCGAGGAAAAGCGUCCGCAGAUAAGCAGAAAGGCGUGCCUAGCCGAGUGAGCACGGCCGUGAACUCCAGUCCCAGGAACCACGCGGCUACGGGAGAGGAAAGAACACUAGGCAAGUCUAAUUCUAUUAAAAUAAAAGGAGAAAAUGGAAAAAAUGCUAGGGAUCCCCGGCUUUCAAAGAGAGAAGAAUCUAUUGCAAAGAUUGGGAAAAAAAAAUAUCAGAAAAUUAAUUUGGACGAAGCAGAGGAGUUUUUUGAGCUCAUUUCCAAGGCUCAGAGCAACCGAGCAGAUGACCAGCGUGGGCUGCUGAGGAAGGAAGACCUGGUGUUGCCCGAGUUCCUUCGCUUACCUCCUGGUUCAGCAGAGCUUGCCCUCUCCACCCCAGCCCCUGCCAGAGGCUUUAGCAAGAGACCUGUGGCGGGCCGUGGCCAGGAGCCAGCAGCCCAGCCUCGUGAGAGCUGGGAGCCAGCACAAGACUCCAGCGACAGCCCCACCACCAGCCCUGGCUCCGCCCACAGCCCCAGCUCUGCCCACAGCCCCAGCUCCACCCAUAGCCCCAGCUCCACCCACAGCCCCCCUGGGGGCUGUGGGACCACCCCACCUGGGCAGAAUCCUCCUGGAGGGCCCCUCUGUGCCCCCCAGGGUCAGGAGGGCACUGCACAGAUCUGGAAGAGGCAGUCAAGGGACGCGGAGGCUGGGGGCAUCCAGACUGUGGAGGAUGAGCAUGUGGCCGAUCUGACCCUAAUGGGGGAGGGGGACAUCAGCAGCCCCAACUGCACGCUGCUGCCACCAUCCCCCAGUCCCCAGGACACACCCGGACCUCCGAGACCAGGUACCUCCAGGUUCUGACCCUGCACCCGGUGCCGUCCUGCCUGCUCCCUCCCGUGUUCCACUCGAGCGUUCAAUAGGGAGACAGUGGUGGGACACAGCCUUAUGCCUCCUGAAAGGAGGAACUGGGCAGCAGCCAGGGUCCACUCCUGACAGGGUGGUCACCGAGGAGUACACAGUCCCCUGGUGUUGGGCUGCUCUGCAGAGGUGCCACGGGAACAGCAGCCACGUUCAGUGACACCCUGAGCUGGGCGGGGACUUCUGAGUGGGUGUUAUUUGUAAGGCCUACAGAGCCAGUGUUCUUAGUGUGUCAGUCUCAAGGUAAAGAAGAAGGCCUUGAGCCAGUGAGCCAAGGCCCUGUGGCAUGCAGGAGGACCAGGGCUCUGAAGGGCGCCUGGUGGGCAGGCCGGGUGCACCUACCACCGCCCUGAGCCAUUUGCAUGUGGGCACCCUGCUUCGAGGUGCUGGCUGCCCUCCAGCAGCCAGGCAUCCCUCAGGCGUGGCGUGGAGCUAGGUGUGUGGAGGUGAGCAGCUCGGCCUGCUGGUCAGAUGCUCACAGCUGCACAUACUAGGCUAGAAGCGAGGCCGCCGUCACCCGGAGCCAGCAGGGAGUGCGGGCUGGGCCUGCUGUGGUGACGUGUGCCCACACUAACGCCUCCAUCGUGGUCUGUCCUCUGGGUCCCACUGCCCAGGCCGGGACACCCAGGAUCAGGUGCUGUCGACCUCUACUGGGGCCGGGGGCAGCCUCCGCGGGUUCCACGUCCGCACAGCGGGACUUGGGAGGCCUGGGUGCUGGGGCUGGGCCACAGCACUCUGGGCGCCAGCCCUCCCUCUGCUCUGCUGCAGACGUCUCUCGGUCCACCCUGUGUCUGUUCCUCCAGGAGUAAUAAACUCUAGGUCUCUUCGCUGGA
This is a messenger RNA of Sciurus carolinensis (gray squirrel), 5215 nucleotides long. RefSeq names its product regulator of G protein signaling 12 (gene Rgs12). Bases 183 to 4325 code for a protein of 1380 amino acids. Gene Ontology annotation, molecular function: GTPase activator activity; protein binding. NCBI's taxonomy places the organism in Eukaryota, Metazoa, Chordata, Mammalia, Rodentia, Sciuridae. The record is from RefSeq and is a predicted model, not a curated record. Gene Ontology annotation, biological process: signal transduction. The transcript is spliced from 17 exons.